This is a messenger RNA of Alternaria atra, 3054 nucleotides long. RefSeq lists its product as uncharacterized. The transcript has 9 exons. Bases 1 to 3054 code for a protein of 1017 amino acids. NCBI's taxonomy places the organism in Eukaryota, Fungi, Ascomycota, Dothideomycetes, Pleosporales, Pleosporaceae. Gene Ontology annotation, molecular function: transmembrane transporter activity. Gene Ontology annotation, cellular component: membrane. The record is from RefSeq and is a predicted model, not a curated record. Gene Ontology annotation, biological process: transmembrane transport.
AUGGUUGAUGAUAAGAGUAGCCGGAUUGUAGGCGAUAGCACAACCUCCAGCGUACCUAUCGUGCCAAAUAUCAGCUCGAAUCGAUUGCAUGUCAUCAUUGCUGGACUAUGGCUUUGUCUUUUCUUGUCAGCUUUGGACACCACCAUCGUCACGACCGCGCUCAUCAAGAUCUCGAGCGACUUCGACGCUCUUGAGCAAGCAACAUGGCUCAUUACCGCGUAUCUACUAACCUAUAACUCGUUCUUGAUGAUCACAGCCAAACUGAGCGACGUCUGGGGCCUCAAGAGCCUGCUCUUGCUUUGCGCGUCGGUGUUCCUGAUAUUCUCCAUGGCUUGCGGUGGGGCGCAGACAAUGACCCAGCUUAUCGUCUUCCGCGCCUUCCAAGGUAUUGGAGGAUCCGGUCUUUACAGCUUGACGUUCGUGUGCAUCAUGAAGAUGAUUGUACCCGAGAAGAUUGGCUUCUACUCUGGUGUUAUAAGCUCGGUAUUUGCUUUGGCAAACCUGCUAGGACCUUUACUUGGUGGAAUCAUCGCUGAUCGGGCAAGUUGGAGAUGGAUUUUCUUCAUGAAUGGUCCCAUCAUCGGUAUCGCAAUGGCAAUGCUAUUCUUCUCGAUGCCUGCAUUUGACGACGGUAGAACGAAUCUACAGCGGAUACAGCAGCUGGAUAUCUACGGAGGCAUCUUGUCGGUCUGUUGGCAUAUACCACUCAUCUUUGCCUUUCAGGAGGUCGGAGUGUCACACUCGUGGGGUAGUGGCAUUGUCAUCGGACCGUUGGUAGCUGGGAUUGCUCUCAUGGUGCUUUUUGGCUUGUAUGAGUUUUGGAUAACGUCUCGGGAGCAAAGAGCUGCCAUCUUUCCCAUACAUUUUCUUCGAAAUACGCCCAUGGCAUUGACUUUGUUAAGCCAGUUCCUCCUGGGAUCCGCCUUUUACGUCGUUUUCGUCCAGCUCCCUCAACGCUUCCAAGGAGUGAACUUCACAAGCGCUGAGCGUGCCGGCAUCCUACUGCUUCCGGCGACCGUUGUCACCCCAAUUGGCGCCAUGGCAUCUGGACUAGCAGUGAAGAAGGCACCAGUUGAGAUUAUUUUGGUUUGUUCAACCGCAAUUGUAUGUGUCGGGACUGGGCUUCUUGGUAGUUUACCAACGUAUUCCCGCCUAUGGCCAGGACUAUAUGGUUACGAGAUCAUCGCUGGUAUUGCUUUGGGUCUUGCAAGUCCUCCAUAUUUUGUGCUCGUCGCUACCUCGAUCCAAGAAAAGGACAUUGCUGUCGGUACUGGCGCACUUAACAUGGUACGCACACUCGGAGGCUGCGUCGCCGUCGCUAUCUGCUCCGCAAUACAUCGCGAGCACUUGGAUAAAAAACUAUCCGAUUUCUUGAGUCCCGAGGAAAUCCGCGGGAUGCAAAGUUCGACGUCGACGAUUGCGCGAUUACCGGCCGAUGUGAGAGAUCGAGUUGGUAUCGUUUUUGGUGGUAGUUACAAUAGGCAGUUCCAAGUCACGUUGGCCUUUACUGGACUCAAUGUAGUUGUCGCAGUCAUCUUGGCCAUGGUGAGAAAGAGAUCAGGCUUAUUUGGUCUAACACCUAAGAGGAAAGAAGGAAACGAGUUCAUGGAGGCUAAAGAUGGCCAUGGUGAGGCCGCAGCGCCAAAUCAAGAGACUUCCGGAAAGCAGCUUCCUAAAGACAAAGCCCUUCUCCGCAAACUCGACCUCCGACUAAUCCCAUGGCUCUCCUUCCUCUACCUCAUCUCCUUCCUGGACCGCACAAAUAUCGGUAACGCCAAAGUUGACGGCCUGCAAGAAGACCUCAACAUGACGAACAGCCAGUACAACUCCAGUCUAACAAUCUUCUUCGUCAGUUACUCAGUGUUUGAGCCACUGACGAAUGUGCUCUUGAAGAAGUUACGACCAAGUAUCUUCUUGCCGCUAAUUAUGAUUUGGUGGGGAAUUUGUAUGACGUGCAUGGGUUUAGUGCAUAACUAUGCCGGUUUGAUGACUGCACGCUGGUGGCUUGGGUGCGCUGAAGCAGGGCUUUUCCCAGGUGUAAACUACUAUCUGAGUUGUUGGUAUAAACGAUCCGAAUUCGGCAUCCGAGCUGCUAUCUUCUUCUCGGCUGCAGCGCUGGCUGGUAGUUUCGGUGGAUUGCUAGCAGCUGGCAUUGCGCAAAUGGGAGGUGUAGGGGGAAAACCAGGUUGGGCGUGGAUUUUCAUCCUCGAAGGUCUCGCCACCAUUUUCGUAGGAAUAGCAAGUUACUGGAUGGUCCAUGACUUCCCUGCCGAAGCCACAUUCCUUUCUCCUGACGACCGAGCUCGCGUCCUCCGCCGUCUACGGGCAGACAAGCAGGCCUCGGCUGCGCACGAAGACUUCCAAAUAAAGUACUUUUGGCAAUCGCUCAAGGAUUGGAAGACACUCAUGUUCAGUAUCAUCUACAUGGGCGCCGACGGGUCUCUUUACGCCUUCAGUCUUUUCUUACCAAGUAUUCUUGCUGGCAUGGGCUAUACCUCGACAACGGCGAAUCUGCUUUCUGUACCUCCGUAUGCGGUUGCAGCUGUCGUGACAGUGUUGGUCGGUUAUAUCGCCGAUCGUACGCAGCAGAGGGGGUACUGCAACAUGGGAGUUUCGCUUUUCGGUAUUGUGGGGUUUGCUAUGCUUCUUGGUUCCGGAAAUCCCAACGUUCAAUACGCUGGUACUUUCUUGGGAGCAAUCGGCAUCUAUCCAACGAUAGCAAACACGAUAUCCUGGGCGGCCAACAAUGUCGAAGGCGUGUACAAGCGCGGCGUCACCCUUGGUUGUGUGAUUGGCUGGGGCAACAUCAACGGCGUUGUUUCUUCGAACAUCUACCGCAGUAGGGAUAAGCCACGCUACUUUCUCGGCCACGGUGUUGUAUUGGCGUAUUUGACGUUGUGGCUGUUGGGUGGCAGUAUCGUGACGCGGUUCCUGCUCGCGUGGGAAAAUAAGAAGAGGAGACAAGGAGCAAGGGAUGUGUGGAUUGAGGGAAAGAGUGAAAAAGAGAUUGAGGAGAUGGGAGAUCAGAGGCCGGAUUUCUUAUAUACUCUUUGA